AUGGCGCGCGUCUCAAGACCCGUGCUAGCCACGGGGGCCGCGGGCCCGGGGGUGGGUGGGGGCGAGGCCCGCGCCUCUCACUCCCCCAACACCACCGCCGACAACCACGAGGGCCGCAAUGGGAGCAGGGGGGCAGAAACCCCUCACACCCAAAAAAGUACGGCAAGGCAGACCCCCACGCUCUGCCCGCCGCACGCCUACAAAAGCGAAAGAAAACGAAGCGGGGACCCGUUCGCGACGCAGCCCGCCGGGCCACGGUGGCUCGGUCCGCACCGGCCACGACAACUGAGGAAGGGGCGAGGCGCCGCCGCCUCGCCCGCGCCAUAUAUCUCUCUCGCCGGGGACAUUUUUCCCCGUCGCGUCCGGGUCCGCACGCGGGCAGGGGCCGGCCACCGCGGCCGGCCGCCACCCCUGAAACAAUUCCGCCCGCAAAGCGCGGGUCCCCGGCUUAAGGCCGAGGAAGGGGGACGAGGGCCACAACAACUCGGGGCGAGGGACGGGGUGCCGCCACCCCGGCCCCGCGAUUCCCGUCGGGCGACUUCUCCCGUCACCGAGCCCCUGGAGCGGCAAAAAGCGGGGCAAAGCCGAAGGCAAGGCCGCGCGCCCCACCGGGCGUCCCCCGCAGCCCCUUUCCGACACACGGCUCUCUCACACCUGGCAACAGCGGGUCGGGAGCGGGGAACGGGGCGCCGCCAGCCUCGGCCGACCGGGCAACCCGGUCUUCGGGACUCUCGGGGAAGGGCCGGGGCGGGGGGUAAAGCCUCGUACGGGGCUCGAACAACGACAGAGGCGCCCCCGGCCGACGUCUGCCCGCGGCUGCCGGCCACCGUGCCCCACCGAGACCGACAGCCGAAAAAAACCGCACCCCGCCGAGGGGGGCCCCGGCUUAAGGCCGAGCACAUGAGGGGGACGAGGCGCCGCCGCCUCGCCCGCCAGCCACCAGCGUUCGGUUUUUCCCCACCCCAGGGUCUACCCCGCCUGGGGGACAAGGGUACCCCUCUGAAGUUUGCCUCGUGUCCCGCCACCGGACCAGGCCUGUCGGCCGGCCCCGGCCCCGGCCCCGGCCCCGGCCCCGGCCCCGGCCCUGGGCGGACCCGGCCUCCCGGGGACGCCCGCCUGCCCGCCCCUGGGCUAGACCUGUUGGCCAGCCCCGGCCCCGGCCCCGGCCCCGGCCCCGGCCCUCGGACGGCUCUUGUGUCGGGGUGGCACACGAACGCUUCGCCGGGAUCAAAAAUUCUCGGCCCAUCGGAUUUCUUUUCCUGCCUGCGCGGCCAGACGCCUCCCAGCCGAGCCGACGGGCAGCCCGCGGCCCGCGCCCGGCCCGCCGACGCGCUCGACCGGCAACGGGGCGUCCCCACCCCGCGGGGAGCAGAGACACGGCACCAGCCAGCAAGCCGCACCUCGGGGCGGACAGCGGGAGAAUGGAAGCAGGCGGAAGCGUGCGGUGGGACGCGGCUGGAAGCCGCCGGCCCCCCGCGUCACUGGACUCGAAUCGCCGGCAGAGGCGGCGGGCGGGCGGCCGCCUGCUCAUGCCGGCUCUCCGGCGGUCCGCGGAGGUCGUCGGCCCCGGGCCCGCCUCGUGCGGGCCCGGCACGGAACCACCCUUCGCCGCCGGCUCCCGCGGCGCACCGCCUUCUGGGCUUUUCCCCGCCCCCGGUCGGCGACGCUUGCCGGGCGGCCCCGCCCUGCGACGUCACCCUGCCUGGCACCGCCUUCCGGGCUUUCCCCGCCCCCCUGCUGGGCGACAGCUGGGGCCGACGGCGGUGGCCCCGACCCACCCACGCCCCAGGCGGCUCCCCAAGCGGCCGGCCGCUCGGCACGGGGACAACGCCUGCGGGGGCUGAGGAGCGGGCCGACGGGGCCGCCGGCAGCUUGAGGCUUUCGCUCCGACGGCGCCUUCCUUCCCGCUCGCCCCCGGCCGGCCCCACUGAAGCCUGCAGGCAGACGGCAGCCCCGCUGAUCGAGCCAGCCAAGCAGAAAGCGAGGUGGAAGCCGGGCCGCCAUCUGCUCGGACCCGGACGGGGGAGGGAGCGCCGCCGGCUUCCGAAGGCCCUCUCCCUCCCUCCCUCCCUCUCGGGGAGAAGCGAAGGCGGCGAGGGGCUCAGGCCGAUAGGGGAGAGCCGCUCGACGCAUCGCACGGCGGCCCGCCGGCUGACAGCAGGUCAAACCAGCGGCCGGCCGACAGUCUACCCAGCCGCCGAAGGCCGCCGGCCGACAAAGGCCCCUCGCGUGCAACAGGUCUACCCAGUGGCCACCAGCCGCCGAGGGCGGCUCGCGUGCCCCUGGGUGCCACCCCAGGGGCCGCCAGCCGCCAACGGCCGCCGGCCGCCGAAGGCCGCUCGCGUGCCGCUGGGGCUCCACCCAAGAGGCCGCCAGCCGCCGCGGGCCGCUCGCGUGCCGCUGGGCGCCACCCCAGAGGCCGCCAAGGGCUGGGCCGGAGCCGCUCGCUCUUGGCGUGGCCAACGGGUGGACUUCCCCCGCUUCCACCAGCGCCCGCGCGCCGGGGAAGGGAAGCCCGCCGCCCGCCGCCGCCGCCGCCGCCCUCGAGGCCAAGCCCCCGCCCCGCGUAUCGGGCCUGGGACCCGCGCGGAGGGAAGUCGAGGCCCCUCGCGGCCCGCGGCGGGGCCCCUCUCGGCCCGUCGCGGCACGCGGCUCCCACCCCCCAAGGAUUUGGGCUCGGCCGCGCGCUCCGGCCCCCGGACUCCGCGUAUCGGGCCUGGGACCCGCGCGGAGGAGAGCGCGAAGGCGCGGCGAGGGGGGGGGACGACCGCGCCGGCCCGGGCGCCCGCGCGCCCGCGCCGCCGGAGCCCCCUGUCGGCCCCGGGCCCGCCGCCGAGAGAGGCCUCGGUGGAGGAGGAGGAGGAGGUGGACGAGAGGAGGCGCCGCGCACGCGCGCGACGCCCCUGGCCCGGUCGGAGGAGGAGGAGGAGGACGGGGCUCCGGCCGGUCGGCCGGGCCCGAAAGCGACAAAAGCUUGUCGCCGGGUGCCCCACGAUCGUGCGGUACGCGGCGGGGGAGAGGCGGCGCCGCAUCCGUCCGCCCCUCCGGGCCCCGACCACGAGCGGCGCUCCGCACCGGGCCCGCCCGCCGGAGCGGGCGGGCGGCCGGCUAUCGCGAGCCCACCGAGGCUCCGGCGGCGCUGCGGUGUACCGCCCCAGUCAAACUCCCCACCUGCCGCUGUCCCCGGAGCGGGUCGCGGCCGGCGCGCGCCGGCCGCUUGGCGCCAGAAGCGAGAGCCCCCCUCGGGGCUCGCCCCCCCGCCUCACCGGUUCUAAGCCGGCUGCUAGGCGCCGGCCGAGGCGGGGCGCCGGCCCGGGGACCCCCCCCGGGGACCCUCCCCCGCGCGAACCGCGGGGCCCGACGCCGGCCGCGCGCGGCCUCCCGCGCGCGCGCCGCCCCCGCCGCCCGACCGCGCGCCGCGGGAACCCCGCCGGCGGCGAAGCCGACGGGGCGGCGGCGCCCGGCCCCGACGACGGCGACGGCGGCGACGGCGGCCGCCGCUGCUGGGGCGCCGGCCGCGGCAAGGCGGAGGGCGGGCGGAGGGGGGGGCGGGCGGCGCCCGCCGCAGCUGGGGCGAUCCACGGGAAGGGCCCGGCGCGCGUCCAGAGUCGCCGCCGCGCGCGCUGCGCGCGCGCCCCCACCGGCGCGCCCGGGCAGGGCCGCGGCGGAGAGCGCACUCACCCGCGCGCGGCGCCUCGUCCAGCCGCGGCGCGCGCCCAGCCCCGCUUCGCGCCCCAGCCCGACCGACCCAGCCCUUAG
Molecule: messenger RNA, 3759 nt
Organism: Poecile atricapillus (Black-capped chickadee)
Lineage: Eukaryota; Metazoa; Chordata; Aves; Passeriformes; Paridae
Product: basic proline-rich protein-like
Exons: 10
Coding region: 1-3759 (1252 amino acids)
Source: RefSeq, a predicted model, not a curated record